Bipolaris victoriae FI3 is the source of this 240-nucleotide messenger RNA. RefSeq lists its product as hypothetical. The record is from RefSeq and is a predicted model, not a curated record. The transcript has a single exon. Lineage: Eukaryota; Fungi; Ascomycota; Dothideomycetes; Pleosporales; Pleosporaceae. The annotation marks the transcript as partial.
CCCUUAGCAAUCAGCACGCGCGACCUCUUCCACGCCGUGGUGCAAGAAGCCGUUGCUGCCACGACUUUGCACAUGAAGACUUUGGACACGGCGCUGGGGGUGCUACAGACGAUGCAGGGACUCAGUGCGACGGUUGAUGUUUUGAGGGGAGAAAUGCAAGAGAAGAGGAAGGCGUGUGAGGUGGUGAGGAAAGAGUUGUUGCAGUUUGGUGAGGUGAUUCGGGCGUUGGGGCUUGUGGAG